This is a messenger RNA of Lagopus muta (rock ptarmigan), 3093 nucleotides long. It is a transcript of the gene FHL5, whose product is annotated as four and a half LIM domains 5. Gene Ontology annotation, cellular component: nucleus; Z disc. Bases 730 to 1665 code for a protein of 311 amino acids. Gene Ontology annotation, molecular function: transcription coactivator activity. Gene Ontology annotation, biological process: positive regulation of transcription by RNA polymerase II. The transcript is spliced from 7 exons. The record is from RefSeq and is a predicted model, not a curated record. NCBI's taxonomy places the organism in Eukaryota, Metazoa, Chordata, Aves, Galliformes, Phasianidae.
GGCCAUCCUUGUUUGGUUUUUUUUUUCACUGCUUAAUUUCAGCCUACUCCUUUAAAUGGGUGCAAUAUUCUUUCUCUUAGCUAAAAUUGGUUAGAGAGUCUUUUGCAAAAUAUAUGCUCUGUGUACUUCAUGUAUGUGGUGGAAUGCCUGCAAAAGCUAUCUGGUCCCUCUGUCUGAACAGCAAGAGAUGACUCUGAUUUGAAGUAGGCCAGAACUGAGGGAUGUUGAGGCAGAACGUGGAUGGGGCUGUUAACGCUACAGAUGGUAAUGCCUUACAAGCCACUUCCUGUGUAGUGGAAGGGAGGCAAGUUGUUCCAGCCCAGAAAUUGCUUUAGUAGUGUCAGAGGAAUUCAGCCCAGUCCCCAGAAGUCUUUCCUUUAAUUGGAGAAGUCUUACUCCUGCCCACCCACCCCCAUUUCCUGUGCGCAACAGUCAUAGGUUAGUAAUCACGACUUUUUCCCUUCUCUGAAUUACAAGCCCAAGUGAAGUCCUUUGGAUGCCUUCUUUGUGGGCCACAGUGUAGCUGGGGACGAAUGGUGAUCCGUUGUUUUAUUUUUUCUGUCUACAGAACGGUUUAAGGUUUUUGAUUCUUGAGUUUUUAGCAGACAUACCUUUUUCUUCUUGACAACUGGCUGAAGUACGUUCCUUUAAGAUCCUCCUACACGCCAAAUUCUGAUGGGACCCUCAAAUAGCUCUGGCAAAGUGUUCUGUUUCUUUUGGAUUUGAUGAAUGCUUGUUUCUGUGAAGCCGUGUAAUUAUUUCUUCCUCUAUUUCGCUGCAGAAGUUACCAGGAGAAGCAGAAUAAAACCAAAUAACUCCACCAGAAUGACCAGCAAUCACUCAGAGUGCCAUUACUGCCUGCAGUCUCUCCGUGGAAGGAAAUACGCAUUAAGGGAAGAAAAUGCUUAUUGUGUUAGAUGCUACGACAGCCUAUUUGCCAACCCCUGUGAGGAGUGCAAGCAACCUAUUGAAUGCGAUUCCAAGGAUCUGGCUUACAAAGGCCGCCACUGGCAUGAGAGGUGCUUCAAGUGCACCAAAUGCAGCCGCUCUCUGGUAGAGAAACCAUUUGCUGCCAAGGAUGAGCUCUUGCUCUGUACUGAAUGCUACUCCAAUGAGUAUUCAUCAAAGUGUUUCCACUGCCAGAAGACCAUUAUGCCUGGUUCCCGUAAAAUGGAAUUUAAGGGCAGUUCCUGGCAUGAAUCCUGUUUUGUUUGUCAGUAUUGCCAGCAACCACUGGGAACAAAACCACUGAUCACCAAAGACAAUGAGAAUUACUGCGUACCCUGUUUUGAGAAACAAUUUGCUCACCAUUGCUACUCUUGCAAAAAGGUAAUAACUUCUGGGGGAGUGGCCUACCACGACCAGCCUUGGCAUAAAGAGUGUUUUGUGUGUGCUGGUUGUAAAAUUCAGCUGUCUGGGCAAAGGUUUGUUUCCAGAGAUGAGUAUCCAUACUGUGUAGACUGUUUCAGCAAGUUUUAUGCUAAGAAGUGUGCUGCUUGCAAGAAACCUAUUACAGCUCUUGGAGGUGCCAAAUUUGUCUCAUUUGAAGAGCGUCAGUGGCAUGAAGAAUGCUUUAAGUGUGCAAGAUGCUCAGCCUCACUGGUGGGCCAAGGAUUCCUCACCAAGCAGGAUGUGGUCCUUUGCCAUGAGUGUGGUUCUUUGUAGUUCUGUGGAGAGCUAUGAAGAUGCAUUAUUCUCACUGUAUAACCAUGUAUUUUGUUACUCUGCAGUAAGAAAAUCAUCUAAAAGGUGUAUUGCUUAUUUAGUAAUUCAAAUGACUUUCCAACAGCAGUUUAAUUCCAUCACAGUUCUGAACUGCUUGUUAUAAAAACAAAUAAAUAAUCAGCCACACGCUGCCUCAGAAAACAGUGCAGAAAAGAUUAGUAUAUAUUUUAAAUGGAACUGCAGUAAGUUUCUCUUUGUAACACACUGCACUCUGCUGUUAGAAACUUUACCUUUCAUUUCCCAUGAACCAAGGAGAUGUAUAGAAAGUCUAUGUAACAUAUGUCUACUUAUGAGGCAUUAGCAUUGCAAGUGAGGAGAAGGUAUGUGUACACAAAGAGACACCAAGUCAGGGAAAUCCGUUCCAGGGCCAGAGAAAGGGAUAAAAGGUCUUUUUCCUCUCUUUAUUGAUAUUGUUGAGAGUUCUCAUCAGAAAAAUAGAAUCUCCAAUAACUUUAUUCAUCCAAAAAACUAAACGAUAGGUCCUUUCCCACAAUUGCACUUUAUUUUUCAGGCAUAAAUGUUUUAGAACACAAACCAACCCUUUUUUUAUUUUUUUUUUUAACCUACUGUAAGAGGUACCAAUUGCCUGAGGUUGGAUAGUGGUAAUGUAUAGUUUCCAGUAUCAUAAAUGAUUUAAAACUCUGUCUCCAUUACCUUCUCUAGGUCUUCAAGUGCACUCUUAAAAUAUAGUUUCUCUUAUUUGAGGCAAGAGCCAACACACUGUUGUACCUUUAAACUUACAUUUUUCCUCCCUUCAACAGUCAUUUGCCAGCAAUUAAAAUACUGAUAAUGGCUUUACCAUUUCUGCACUGCAGUCUUUUAUUCACAGUCUACUCCUUUUCUUGUAAAUGUCUGCUGUCUGUAGCAGGCUAUCAGCUGUUCAGAGCCAAUACCCAUUCAUUCUGCCAUGUGCCAACAUGCAUUUGCCAAUAUUAUGUCAAGAAUUUGUAACAUUGCCAUCUCAAGGUAGGCAGUGCUCACAUGUAGUACAAAGCAUUAGUUUCUCUUUCCUCAGCUCAAGCUAUAUGCACACUGUAUGUUACAAUGGCCUGACUCAUGCUGCAGUACCUCUCCCAGGCUGUGGUGUAUGGUACCAUGGUUCUGAGCCUAUUAGAAGUGCUUUAUUCCUCAUCUCAUUAUUCUCUGUCUGAAAAUCAUUCUCUCGACUCUGAUGUUGAAUGCUUACAGUUAUUUGGCUGACUUGAGAGUGCUUUAUUCAUACUGAAUUAUGUAGAUGCUGCUUCAGGUAGAAAAAGUAGAAGAAAGUACUUGUAAGCAUAGGUAGGGAAGAGUUGUAUAGCAGUGGCAUAAAAUAAACAGGUCCAUAGCAAUCUGUUUCCCAAUCAAUAAAGUAUUAAUCUUCUGCUA